UCAGCCUCCUGUAUCAGCUUCUGCCCAGAGGGCAGUCUCCUGGGGAAGCAGCAGGCCCCAAAACAUCAUCUCAUUUACACCACAGUCCACGGGUGGUUCCUGCUGACUCAAAGACACUCACACCAAUUUUGGAACAAUAGCAUUUUCCACCAUGCUCAACCAUCCAGACCAUACCUGAAGACUUGAGAGUUUGUUUGUUCUUCAUAAUGGAAGCCAUGAUGUCUCAGGCUAACUGUACCCAGAACCCAAGUUGUAGAAUCAUGACCUUCUACCCAACUGAAGAAGAGUUUAAUGAUUUUGAGAAAUACAUUAUUUAUAUGGAAUCUCAAGGUGCACACCGAGCAGGUGUGGCCAAGAUAAUCCCCCCCAAGGGCUGGGAAGCCAGGAAGACAUACAAUGACAUCGGUGACAUCCUAAUCCCCAGUCCCCUCCAGCAGGACGUCUUGGGCAGGGCUGGUGUGUUCACUCAGUACUCCAAGAAGAAGAAGGCCAUGACGGUUGGGGAGUAUCGUGACCUGGCGAACAGUGCUAAAUAUCAGGCACCCCCACACUCAGAUGUUGACGAUUUGGAGCGAAAAUUCUGGAAAACCCGGCUCUACAGUUCACCGAUCUAUGGCGCUGAUGUCAACGGCUCCUUAUUUGAUGCAAACACCAAGCAGUGGAACCUCAGACACCUGGGAACCAUUCAGGAUCUGCUGGAGCAGGAGUGUGGGGUGGUCAUCGAAGGCGUCAACACACCCUACCUGUACUUUGGCAUGUGGAAGACCACGUUCGCGUGGCACACUGAGGACAUGGACUUGUACAGUAUCAACUAUGUGCACUUCGGGGAGCCCAAAACGUGGUAUGCAGUGCCCCCGGAGCAUGGCUGGCGCCUGGAACACCUGGCCAAAGAGCUCUUUCCGGCCAGUGCCCACAGCUGCGGGGCCUUCAUGCGGCACAAGGUGGCCCUCAUGUCUCCCACUGUCCUCAGGGACAACAGGAUCCCCUUCAGUCGCGUGACGCAGCAGGCUGGUGAGUUCAUAGUGACAUUUCCGUACGGGUACCAUGCUGGCUUCAACCACGGCUUCAACUGCGCGGAGGCCAUCAACUUCGCCAUGCCGCGCUGGAUCGACUAUGGCAAAGCGGCCUCUCAGUGCAGCUGCGGGGAGGCCAGGGUCAGCUUUCCCAUUGAUGUCUUCGUGCGCACCCUGCAGCCUGAGCGCUAUGAGCUCUGGAAGCGCGGGCAGGACCGGGAGGCAGUGAACCAUGUGGCUCCUGCGGCCGCGGGCAGCCAAGAGCUGGGCACCUGGAAGGAGUUGUGGGCGACCAGGAGAGCCGCACUGGGCCUCCGGGACCUGCCACCCCGCCGCUCACUGAGCCCUGCCAGGCAGGUGGCCGUGGGGCGAAGGGGCCACCGCCGUGCCCCUAGGCUGCCCGCAUCUCGGCGCUGCGUGCGGGCGUCUGAUCCUACCUCUGUGGCUCAGGGCGGGGAUGCCGCUUGUCGGUCCCUGGAGCACGGCUCAGCCCUGCUGACAACCCAGGGCCCAUCUGACCUGGGUCUCCACCCAACUGGCAGGCGUGGUCCUGGCCGUCGUCCUCGGGAGCAGGGGACUCAUGACCUGACUGACCAGGCCCCGGCCAAGAGGCGCCUCUUGCUCAGCACAGCAUUAGCAGCUCAGGAUCCCGACGCUCAGGCCCUUUCUCCAGAUGGACCCUCACUGGACAACCCUGCACCACCGAGCCCUGCGUCCCCGCAUUCUGCUCAGGCUUCCGGGUGCUGCAGUGUCCCUGCACCCUAAGCCCGGGGGGAUGUUUUGGUAGCCCGCUUCUCUUACACGUGGAGGCUCCCUAAGUGUGGGCACGUGUACACCUCAGAGCCUUCACAACGUGCGGUGCUGCCAUGGGACCUGCUGAGUCCAUAUUACUGAUGAAAACAGCUUAUUCUUCCUCCCAGACACCACUAUCUCUUUGGACACUGGAUGCUUGUCUCUGCAAGUGGUGGUAGAGCAGCUUCUUCAAGCAACUCUAUUCAAGCUCUAUUUUACUUCAUGUCAACACCCUCAAUUUGGACCACUCUUCUCAAUAAAAAAUCCCCAUAUCCAGCUGUUACUUCAUGUCUGAUGAGUUUUUGCCAUACUCAAUCUUGGAAAAGCAAAGGACAUUCAUAAUGAAAAUUAUAUAAAGAUAGAAUGACCUUUGUUCUUGCUGCCAUGAUCUUCCAGGCCUCAUUUGUUCUUCUUUUCCCAAUUUCAAUAAUUGUGACAUUAGACUAUUCAUUUGGGAUUGUUCUUCCUUCUUUAAUUAUGCCUGGGUUGCUAUAUACUUUCCUCUUAAGACUGCUUUUGCUGCAUCUCACAGAAGUUGGGGCUUUGUGUUGUUGUUGUCAUUUGUUUCCAUAUAUUGCUUGAUCUCUAUUUUAAUUUGGUCAUUGAUCCAUUGAUUAUUUAGGAGCAUGUUGUUAAGCCUCCAUGUGUUUGCGAGCCUUUUUCCUUUCUUUGUACAAUUUAUUUCUAGUUUU
This is a messenger RNA of Manis pentadactyla (Chinese pangolin), 2497 nucleotides long. Its product is annotated as lysine-specific demethylase 4D-like. Gene Ontology annotation, biological process: chromatin remodeling. NCBI's taxonomy places the organism in Eukaryota, Metazoa, Chordata, Mammalia, Pholidota, Manidae. Gene Ontology annotation, cellular component: nucleus. The coding region runs from base 207 to 1778 and encodes 523 amino acids. The transcript has a single exon. Gene Ontology annotation, molecular function: histone H3K9 demethylase activity. The record is from RefSeq and is a predicted model, not a curated record.